UUGACAGGCAGCAGAGGAUGCUUCGCAUAGGGAUUCUGGUUGAGUACCUCGCCAUGAUCGUCGAGGCCUAGCCGUCCGAGUACAUCGUUGACCGAAUUGUUGCUUGCGACGGGUGCCAUGGUUGCAAGGUGAGCGAGAUGUUCGAGGAAGUCUGGCCUUAUGUCGAGAGGCUAGCCCGGACUUGUACGGCGCAAGACCAUCAUUGCUUGCUCCGAUGGAUCAGCUGGCCUCGUCCACGGACAGCAGUGCGCAAAGGAAUGCUCCGUUCUUGCUCGAACGCGGGGUAACAUCGGACUUGGUCGUUCGGGCUGCGGUACAAGUCCGAUAUUGCGGAACAAGUCCGAUGUCAAGCACUGAUCGACUCGCUGACUUGUACCGGCUAUGUAGAGUCAGCAGCAGUCUGAUAGCAGAGGGUCCUUGCUGCUCGACGCAAGUGCAAAGCAAGCUCAGCUCGACAUGUCAACCCGCCUUGUCUCCUACCUCUCCAAGACUUCGGGUCGGAUCGCUGUCGGUCGACUGUCCAGCGAUGGCAACAGCGUCUGCCCCGUCACUGAUUCGUGCGGCAAGCACUACUCCGACUUUUAUCAGCUCAUCGACGAAUGGAACACCAAGCUCGUGCAAGGCAAGGCGCUCGGUGAAGGCACGCCUGUCGAGCAGGUGAAUGACAUCAAAGUACUCGCACCUUUGCGCGACAGAGACGUGCUAGCCGUCGGCAAGAACUACAAAGCACACGCUGCAGAGUUUCAGAAGUCUGGCUAUGACUCGAGCGACAGGAACGAACAGCCCAGCCAUCCUGUCAUUUUCACCAAGCGCGCUUCCUCUAUCAUAGCCAAUGGCGAGCCCAUCUAUCCUCACACAGAGUUGUCUGCCACGCUCGACUUUGAGGGCGAGCUCGGUGUCAUCGUGGGGCAAGGCGGUCGAGACAUAGCUCGAGCAGACGCGCUCAAGCAUGUCUUUGGCUAUGUCAUCAUCAACGACAUGACCCACAGAGACAUGCAACGAGAUCACAAGCAGUUCUUCCUGGGCAAGUCCCUCGAUACGUUCUGUCCAAUGGGUCCCUUCGUCGUACCUGCCACCGAAAUCGAUGCCACAAAGCUGACACUGACGACUUAUAUCAAUGGCGAAAAGCGUCAGGAUCAGCUCACUGGCGAGCUCAUCUUCGACAUUCCGACGCUCAUCGAAUCUUGCUCCAAAGGCCUCACAUUGCAGAGUGGCGACAUCAUCGCGAGUGGUACACCGGCCGGCGUUGGCAUCGGUCGCUCGCCGCCCGUCUUCCUCAAGCCCGGCGACAUGAUCGAUGUCAGCAUCACCGGUUUAGGCACGCUGUCCAAUAGAGUCGGCGAGGCUUCUAUGGCGCCCCCUCGCAUCGAUACACUCGCUACCAGUCUUAAGCUCACUUCAUCGCCGCCCGAUAAUAAUGUAAUCGCGCUUGCAUCAGGCAAAUCGCUACAUGUCGAGACGACGGGCUCAGGACCUGCUCUGCUGUUCCUGCACGGCUUAGGUGGCUCCUCACACUUCUGGACAACCGUCAUCGACCAGAGUGCGCUAUCGUCCUCGCACACGAUUAUCACAUAUGACUUCGAUGGUCACGGUCAGAGUCCUUUCUCAGGCAAUACGCUCUCCGUCACAGAGCUCGCGCAAGAUGCCAUGGAAGUUCUCGCCGCUCUCAAGAUCAGCACAGCGACUAUCAUCGGGCAUUCCCUAGGAGGCCUGGUGGCUACGACAUUUGCUUCGACAUACCCAAAAGCGGUCAACAAGCUCAUCCUUGUCGGCGCGGUCAAAGCUAUCCCGGAGGCUGCCGCUGCCAACACGAUGAACCGUGCUCGCACAGUCAACAACGCCGGUAUGUCUGACGUCGCAGCAGCAGUAGCAGAGGCUGCCACCUCGAAGAAGACGAAGAAUGGCGGUCGCUUGGCAUACAAUUACAUCAAGACUCUCGUGGCAUCGACUAAUGCGCCGGCUUAUGCUUCUGCUUGUGUAGCACUGGCGACUGCUCAAGAUCCCAAUUACGCCCAGAUUCAGGCAGAUACACUCAUACUUUCUGGCGCAGAGGAUCCAAUCUCGCCCAAAGCGACAACCGACUUCCUUGCCAACGCGAUCAAGAACUCGCAUGUCGUCGUGCUGCCAGAUGUCGCACAUUGGCAUGCUCUAGAAGAUUCUGCAGGGACGGCCUCACACAUUGCGGAUUUUGUGCAAUAGAGCUCGAGAUCGACUGGACGCUUGCAUCUACCCCUACAUACAAGCCCACAGGCAUUACAAC
Molecule: messenger RNA, 2260 nt
Organism: Mixia osmundae IAM 14324
Lineage: Eukaryota; Fungi; Basidiomycota; Mixiomycetes; Mixiales; Mixiaceae
Exons: 3
Coding region: 457-2199 (580 amino acids)
Molecular function (GO): acetylpyruvate hydrolase activity
Source: RefSeq, a predicted model, not a curated record